UCAAUUUCCCGCCAAUUCAAAACCCUAAAAUCGUUUAUCCUUUCCAGUUAAUCUCCGUCCUCAUUUCCAAAAUCGAAGCUUUGCGUUUCAUCAAUGGCGGAAGAAGAAAACGCAUCAAUGGCGGAAGAAGAAAACACCGAGGCAAUCCAACCCGAAUUCCCAAUCGGAAGGGUCAAGAAGAUCAUGAAGCUCGACAAUGACAUCAACAAAGUGAACUCGGAAGCCCUAUUCCUCGUCACGUGCUCCGCCGAGCUCUUCCUCCAAUUCCUGGCCGAGAAAUCCGCAGAGAUCACAACGGAGAGGAAGCGGAAGAUCGUGAAGCUCGAACACAUUCGAAUCGCCGUCAAGAAGCACCAGCCGACGAGCGAUUUCCUCCUCGACUCGCUUCCCAUGCCAUCUUCACAGCCUUCAGAUCGUCCGGCCACCGAUCAAAAGCGUUCUGGCUCAGUCUCAGAGAAACCGGUCCCGGCAGGCACACGGCGAAUCGAUCACAUCUUUCAUAAGUCGGCAAAUGAAGCUCCGAUUCUGAUCGACAACGACGAGUCGUAGAUUCUUUUCGAUCGAGUACUUUCAAUUAUGAAUGUUUGAAUGUAACUUGCGCAUUUUUCCUUUUUUAACUUUUUGUUUACGUUAAGGGAAAGAUUAGUGAAUUGAGAAAUUUUGAGAUGUGCCAAAUCAAGGUUAAUGAAUUAAUCCAAUUAUUGUAGUUUAUGUAUAAAUCAAAAAGUAGAAAAGCUAAUUGUGCGUAGUUGUGAUGGUGAGGUUUGUUUUUCAAAUUUAAAGAAAAGAUUGUUGCAAUUGGGAGGUUAUAAAUCCGGCGAUUUAUCAAUGUACCUUUUAUGUUUUGUAGGCUAAGCAUUUACAACUAGCCGGAAAAUGGGCAUUCAAAUUGCCAAAGAUUGUGUGAAAACGUGGUAACCGAGUUAACCAUCUGCAACCUCGUUCCAAACGCUCUGAACAGUGGGAACCAGUUUGUGCCCGGCUGGAAUCAUUGAACAAGAAGGAGGUGGUCAAAUCUAAAGAGAUUUCUUACUGGCUGUCUGCAAACCCUAAGGUCAAAGAACAACUGUAUUCCCAACAUUCUCAUUAUCACUUGAUGCACUAGAUCCAGAAAUGCCAUUCAAAAAUUGCAGAAGAGACAAGAAGUAAAAGGAAAUUCUUCAAGCAAUGUUGGAGGAUAGUUGCAUAUAUAUAAAAUCAAAAUGAAGUUCUUCACAAAUACAAAAUGUAAGUAUAUAACUGUAUAACUGAUAUACUUUAUUUACUUAGUCUUUACUUUAUUCACACUGAUGCUAUUAUAAAGAGUACCAGUAUAACACAGUUGGAGAGCUGCUUGUCUAUUGUCUUCUCAAAGCCUAAAUGAAUAAAAAAUAUGGAGUUUAAAUGACUUCCUUGCCUUUACAAAGAAAUGAAGACUGUACAUAAUAGCUUUGCUAUGGCUGAUAAAGAAGGAAGAUCAAAGUUCAUGUCAAAUGCUGCAUCUCUUUCUCCCACUUAGGACUGCUGUUGGGAUCUUGGGUUCGCUAUUGUUUGGUCUAAAAGCUAGGUGCUUGAGAGGGAGCUCUUACUGUGGCAUGGUCCUAGAAGAGUGGUGAGCCCCAUUGGUUUUUGAAAUUUGACAUCAAGAAGUGUUUUCAUACCAUCAAC
Molecule: messenger RNA, 1647 nt
Organism: Quercus lobata
Lineage: Eukaryota; Viridiplantae; Streptophyta; Magnoliopsida; Fagales; Fagaceae
Product: nuclear transcription factor Y subunit gamma-like
Exons: 3
Coding region: 94-549 (151 amino acids)
Biological process (GO): regulation of DNA-templated transcription
Cellular component (GO): nucleus
Molecular function (GO): transcription cis-regulatory region binding; protein heterodimerization activity
Source: RefSeq, a predicted model, not a curated record